Messenger RNA from Aspergillus chevalieri, 1749 nucleotides. RefSeq lists its product as uncharacterized. NCBI's taxonomy places the organism in Eukaryota, Fungi, Ascomycota, Eurotiomycetes, Eurotiales, Aspergillaceae. The record is from RefSeq and is a predicted model, not a curated record. The coding region runs from base 1 to 1749 and encodes 582 amino acids. The transcript has 5 exons.
AUGCAGAAAGCCAGCGUCAUGAAUGCUGUUCCUACCCAUCCUUUUCCUGCAGUGGAUCGGCCGACAUUUACUUUCAUCGAUCAUGAUCAAGACUUCAGUUCCAAACGAAUUAAAAAUGUCAAGUCCCGCAAGGCUAUCCGCUCUCACGUUAUGCGCGAUGUGCGUCGUCGUGAACGACUAGCUGGCCUGAAGCGAGGCUCCAAGCGGGAAGCUCAAUUGCAGAAACUCCCCAAACCCGCCCCCGCCCACAUUGUGCCGGACAGUUCUGAGGAUUCCUCCAGCGAUCAAGCAACGUCAUGCUGGAGCUCUUCUUCUCCAUCGUCAUCUUCAUCCUCGUCGUCGUCUUCUCCUCCUCAAGUGACAGAGUCCAGUGUUGAUCUUGUCCUCCGCCAGCCAAAACAGCAGUUUUUGACACAAUGGGGUGCCAGCAAUCCCCUAAACGGGUCGAGUUCAAAUCCCGUGUCCCAAAUAAUUUGGGAACUCGAUCCAUUUAGUACCUUGCAGUGUGUUGCUGGAAUGCCAUCCAUGGUCCCGGAAUUGAUACUAUACUAUGAGACUGUAUACGUACCGACGACGUUUCCGAAUGCGCAAAAUGGAUCAAAACAAGCCAACAAGGCGCUCACGACCACAUCCGCCUUCUCGGAUGCUGGCAGCUUUUUCGGCUUGAUGAGCAUGUGUGCGGCACAUCGAGCUAUUCUUUCCGGACGUCAUUCGGAUCUAAUAGAUGCGGAAGGCUCAUCCCGCAGCCUUUAUGACCCAGACUAUUAUAUCAUGAAAGAUAGAUGCAUUCGGGAGAUGGAGGCCAAAGUACGCGAUCCAAAUCGGGCACUUAGCAAUGAAGCGUUCGAUACGAUUGUUAGCCUCCUGACCAGCGCGUUGAUCGUAGGUCUUUUCUCGGAGAUCAGGAUCCAUCUUAAAGGUUUGAAACACAUGGUGGACAUGCGGGGAGGAAUCACGGCCCGCGGCAUUCGUGGUUCGUCCAUUUGGGCUGCUAUUGUUGUAGUCGAUAUCAAGGCUGCUUCGGGCCUUAUGACUACACCGGUAUUCCCACUUGCUUGGGGCUCGAAGCAUGUACCAGUAGAUGUCCAAGAGCGGAUUCAGCCGCCGGAGUUCUCACUAACCAACCGCUUUGGCAACGCUCUCUGUGCAAACACACUGUUGAGUUGCUCCCUACGAAGGGUCAUCCAUGCGUUUCGUGGGGUUGCCUUUUAUAGCGAGGCAAUUCAAACAAACCCGUUUUCUCUCCAGCCCAAGGACCAUGAAUUUUUCCGCCUUUUUAUAUGCGAAAUCGAGCAUCGAUUUGUCAGCUACGUUGAUUCUGAGUCUGAAGUAACAGUUCUUCACCCGAUUGAAGCGGUCACCAGGACAGCGGCAAUUUGCUACCUCAAUAAUCUUUUGAUUGUCUCCCCACCGUCGACAGGUCUUGGCCGCGCGCUCACAAAACAUUUAAAGAGUGCAGCAAACAAAUGCACACUUCCACUGCUGGCGCAGCUACCGGAGGAGAACGCCGUGCUUCUUGCAUGGGCACUGUUCAUCGGGGCCCAGGGCUCAACAGGACAGAUUGAACAUGACUGGUUUAUUGAGCAGCUCGCAACUAUCGCAGUAAUCUGUGGAUGGAGUCACUGGGAUCAGGUAUCAGAUUCAUUGAGCGAAUACCUUUAUGUUUCUCAGGUUCAAAGUCCGAUCUGGAAAACCAUCUGGGACAAGGUUGUCGCUUUUGUUCCAACAGGCAUCAUUGGGGCCUACUAG